UUAAAAAAUAUAUAUAUAAAUGUGUUUGCAGAUGUCGCAAGCGAGUUGUUUGAAACAUUCGUGUUCGGUGUUUGAAUUGGAUGCUGUGUUGCAUGCUGUGGGUUAACGCUCCAUUUGAAAAGCACCUCCCCACUUUUUAGUUUUUUCUUAACUCUGGCGUCUUGGUUACGAAUUCAGUACCGCAUUUGUCUUGAUCUCGGCACCCAUCAGCACUAUCAGCAAGGGAGAUGUUUGGUUUUCAUAAAUCGAAGAUCUAUCGCAGCCACGAAGGCUGCUGCAUCUGCAAGACGAAGUCUUCCAGCUCUCGAUUCACAGACAGCGGGAGAUAUGAGGAAACCUUCAGACUCUGUUUUGGGUUGUUGGAGGACCGGACUGGAGAUAUCUGCAAUGCCUGUGUCCUUCUGGUAAAGAGGUGGAAAAAGCUGCCCCUUGGGUCUAAAAAGAACUGGAACCAUGUAGUGGAUGCGCGAGCAGGACCAGGCUUCAAACUCACAAAACCCAAAAAGAUGAAAAGCAGCGACGGCAAAAAGAUGAAAAGCAAGCUCAAGAAACUCCACUUGAAAAGGCAAAACUCUGAUGCUCACAGCACAGCAUCCAGUGCCUCUCCCUCACAGUCUCCCAGCUACAGCAACCACUCCGAUGAGGGUUCAGAUAUCGAAGCCAAGCGCAGACAUUCCUCUGCUUCAGGCUUUUCUUUCAUCGACCUCACAUACUGGAAAAGACAAAAGGUGUGCUGUGGCAUUAUUUACAAAGGUCGUUUUGGGGAAGUCAUGAUUGACCCUCGGCUUUUCAAGCCAUGCUGCAGUGCAAAGAAGUCGGAGACCCUCUCGCAGCCAGACGCGUCUCCACAGGACCUGAAAGAAGACUGGUAAUUGAGAGCGGGUGCUGCUAGCCGUUCUCGGCACCCUCCUGGGUGCGCCUUUUUAGUGUUGUCUCCAGUGGCAGACUUGCAGUUUUAUACCCUUUUUUUUUUUAGUCUUGUUUUUAUUAAUAUUUUUCAUAAACUGUAAUUGGAACUUAAUGUAAAUGACUAAAGCCAGAUGAAUUGUUUUGACUAUUUUCAUUUUGAAAAUCAAUUUUGAUGGUUUUUUUUUUUUAAUUAAAAACAAAUUGCAGUUUAAACUAUGGGCAUUAGUAUGAUAUUUAUAGGAUCAGGAGCUUUAUUAUACUGGCCUAAAAGAGAAAGUACUCUGUUGUAUUUUUUUUUAUAUAUAUAUAGCAUUUAAAGACUGUAAAUAGUGUUUUUUUCUUUUUUUAUUAACAUGAGCACCAUUUGUAAAUACAGUAUCUAGAUGUGUCAGAGCAUUGCCUCCUGUUUUAUUUUUGUCUACUCUAAAUACAAUGUAGACAAAAUGGUUUCAUUAUAUCCUGAUAUACAUAAUACGACACAGACGCUCAUUGUGUGCCAUUUCAGAUCUCUGAGUGGAACCCAUUUCUUUUCCAGGUUAAGCAGUAGAGAAAUGUUGUGUGUUAUUUUGUUAGUCCUGAAAAUGUUCUGAAAGUACCUCACAAUAGGAAAUCCACUUUAUUUUGUGUAGAUGACAUCAAAUUCAGACGUGGUUGAUGUCAUCAGGAAAGAUAAAACCUUUUUAUUUUGUUGUGAAACACAGAAAAAAUAUCCUCACUUUUGUACACUUAUGUUAGAAAAUGUAUAUUCGUGCAUAAGAUGUCAUAAGCCUUUCUCUUUGAUAAUUGUUUUUAACGGUUUAAUAGAAUAUUGCAUAUCUUCUAUUAAAACACUUUAAAUGUCUGUUACCAUUUCUGUAUUUCAACCAAUGCAUUUCUAGGGCCCUGCGUGUGGUGGCUUCUGCAUAUUUGUUGCCAUGUGCUUGAAUCCUCGAUUUUAUAGCACAGCUAUAGUUUCUGUAAAUAACAUGGAUGUAGUGAUGCUAUAAUGUUUGUAACACAAAACUGCUUUAGAUUAAUCAUGGUCUUCACUGUAAAUUGCAAUUGUAAAUCCUGAUUCAUUCUGCCAAAAGUGGUGCAAAUUCAACAUUCAAUUCUAUAAUCCAUUGUUGCAGUUGCUUCUGCUGUUAGCCACAUAUUAGUUUCCGCAAAUGUUAUAUUUACAUCAUCUAAUGUGCAUACUGUACUUUUGCAGGUUUUAUUACAGCUUUAUAUGUAUACAAGUUUUUUUUAAACACUGUACUGAAAUAAAAAGCCUGAUGGGGUUAAUGUACGAAAGUUAAGGGUUGUUGGAUUUUUUUGGAAAAAAAAUCUGCGUUGCUCUGAAAUAUUUAACAGUGGCAUCUUCAGUCGUUAACUGUAAUUACAAUAUUAAAACCCUAAUCCUGUUUGCGUUGGCCUGUGUU
Molecule: messenger RNA, 2312 nt
Organism: Acipenser ruthenus (sterlet)
Lineage: Eukaryota; Metazoa; Chordata; Actinopteri; Acipenseriformes; Acipenseridae
Product: SIN3-HDAC complex-associated factor-like
Exons: 6
Coding region: 228-872 (214 amino acids)
Biological process (GO): negative regulation of cell migration
Source: RefSeq, a predicted model, not a curated record